Parasteatoda tepidariorum (common house spider) is the source of this 10414-nucleotide messenger RNA. RefSeq names its product homeodomain-interacting protein kinase 1. Gene Ontology annotation, molecular function: ATP binding; protein tyrosine kinase activity; protein serine/threonine kinase activity. Gene Ontology annotation, cellular component: nucleus; cytoplasm. NCBI's taxonomy places the organism in Eukaryota, Metazoa, Arthropoda, Arachnida, Araneae, Theridiidae. The record is from RefSeq and is a predicted model, not a curated record. Gene Ontology annotation, biological process: peptidyl-threonine phosphorylation; peptidyl-serine phosphorylation.
CAUAACAGAUUUUAUUCCUCUCAACUUUUGAAACGAAACGAAGUGUUUCCCUCAAAGACUAUUUUCCUGUGUUUGUCCGUGUCGUCUGUAUAAUAUUUAUUACAAAUUGUUUAUUUUUCUUGUGCUUAACUUAGUUUAGUUUAAAUGUUGUAAACCUUAAAUGUUAUGAGAACGUGAGAGAAAGAACUUUCAUGAUAUAAAGUAGAAAAAUUAAGAAUAAUUGUGAUAUUGAUACAGCCUACAAAUCGCUUUGGAUACUUUGUGAUAUAUAUUUUGUUUAUUUACACGAGAAUGAUUGGACUUGAUCGUUAUUUAGCAAAGAAAAUCAAUACUACUUAUUUUCAAAAACAAAUACAUAAUUUAACUUCGACUUUCACAUUUGUGUUUGUUUUGAUUUUGCAAUAAAUAUACUGGGAAAAUUCUGAUUGUUGUUGUUUGAAUCAUCUUCUUAAACAAUUUGAUACCUAAUUUUUAUGUUUAUUACCAAAGGACUGAAAGAUAUAGUGGCGUUUGAGCCUGGAGACUUGUCUUAUGGUUGGCUGGGCGAGUUCUUCUCAGACAAUUUUCUAUGAUUAAGAGGGCAUGAUUGAGGCAGUGCAGUACAUUCAUAGAGUGGACAGUAGAGCUUGUGACGCUUCAAAAAAAUGGAAAUUAGAAUUAAAUUGUGGCGUGUUGGAUUACGGGCCAGGGCCCCACCAGGUGAGUGAUGUUACUUCAACUAGUGCAUUUACUGAUGGUAACUUAAAUGGUGUAAACUAUGCCGGUGAGCAAACUUCCAGUAGUAACUGUGUGGUGCCCUAUAGUGUUCCUUCAACUAGUAGUAGCCACAAUGUUCGGCAUGUCAAGAUCUCCGGAAGCUCUGAAUCCACUGUUGGAAAUGUAAUUCGAUCAAGCACCAUCAAAUCACAGGACAACUACCAGUCUCGCCAUGGGCUAAAGAGGAAGGCAGAGGACUAUGAUGCCUUGCCUGUCAUUCUUGUCCAAAGCAGAGACAACCAUCUAACAGUGGAAAAUCAAAGCCACAACCAGCGGUUGCAAGUUCAGCAACAGCGGGCUGAAGUUCAGAUUCAACAACCUGGCCCUUCCACCAAAAGAAAUGGAGAUCAAGCAUGCCACAAUAAUUCUCAGAGAAUUCAAUAUCAUCACAAACAAAGUUCUAAGAACUCUUCUUUUCCAAAAAGCAGCUCUUCUGGCAGUGAGGGGGAUUACCAUUUGGUUCAGCAUGAAGUUUUGUAUUCUACUAAUCAUCAGUAUGAAGUUUUGGAAUUUCUUGGACGAGGGACAUUUGGACAAGUCGUAAAGUGCUGGAAGAAAGGAACAAAUGAAAUUGUAGCAAUAAAGAUAUUAAAGAACCACCCUUCCUAUGCAAGACAAGGGCAGAUCGAAGUCAGCAUUCUUCAUAAAUUGAGUCAAGAAGAUGCAGACCAGUACAACUUUGUUAGAGCUUUUGAAUGUUUCACUCACAAAAGUCAUACUUGUUUAGUCUUUGAAAUGUUGGAGCAAAAUCUUUAUGAUUUUUUAAAACAAAACAAGUUCAGUCCUCUAGCUCUGAAAUGCAUCCGUCCGAUUUUGCGUCAAGUAUUAACUGCUUUGCUGAAACUCAAACAACUUGGAUUGAUACAUGCAGAUUUAAAACCAGAAAACAUAAUGCUUGUUGAUCCUAAAAACCAACCCUUGCGUGUCAAAGUCAUUGAUUUUGGUUCUGCCAGUCAUGUUUCCAAAGCUGUCUGCUCCACAUAUCUGCAAAGUCGAUACUACAGAGCUCCUGAAAUAAUAUUAGGUCUUCCAUUUUGUGAAGCAAUUGAUAUGUGGUCUUUAGGCUGUGUCAUUGCUGAACUGUUUCUUGGCUGGCCUCUUUAUCCUGGAUCAUCAGAAUAUGAUCAGAUUCGUUAUAUCAGUCAGACUCAGGGAUUACCAACUGAAAAUAUGUUAAAUUCUGCAACUAAAACCAAUAGGUUUUUCUAUAGAGAGGCUGGUAACAACUAUCCAUUCUGGAGAUUAAAGACACCAGAGGAACAUGAAGCAGAAACUAAUAUCAAAUCUAAAGAAGCUAGAAAGUAUAUAUUUAAUUGCUUAGAUGACAUGGCUCAGGUUAAUGUGCCAAAUGACCUGGAAGGACGAGAACUGGCUGCUGAGAAAAUUGAUCGCAGGGAAUUUAUUGAUUUGUUAAAGCGAAUGUUGACUUUAGAUCAAGAAAGACGUAUUACUCCAUCAGAAGCAUUGAAUCAUAUGUUUACUACUAUGAGUCAUCUCUUAGAUUACGAACAUACAAAUGUCUGGAAAGAGUCAGUGAGAUUACUUCAUAUUGGCACUGCAAAUAAACGCAGUCGUGAUACGGGUACUAGCCAACUUCCUAUUGUGACUGGAUUUGCAUCACCUAGUAAUGUGGCCCUUUUACAAAGCCAGCAGAGAAUAAGUAUUGCUCAACAUCAAGGGUCUACUAGAGGGAAUGGAGCCCCCAGUGUCAACAACAGUAUCUAUCCACCUUCACAGUCUCGUGCCACAGAUUCUUUUCAACAUGUUGCACCCUCUCUCUGUGUUUCUUCUAUAUUGUGUCCCCCAUAUCAGACUUUAAAUUCUCCUGCUAAGCAUGUAGUUCCAGUUGUUGCUGCACAAGCUGCACAACCUCCUGCACUUCAGCUUCAGCAGUCAUUAUUAACUCAGGUUGGAGCUCAUCAAAUUGUGCCUGUAUCAGUUGUUGAGCAAAAUGGACGCCCCAUGCUUUUCACGAAUGCUGUUCAACCCGAUUGGACUGGCAAUCGUCAAAUGUUUGUUAAUUCAUGGCAACAAAUUCCUGCAACAAGAACAUUCCAGCAACCUGUAAUUCCUGAACCCGAGACAUGGGGACGACAACUGGUACUUGAAAGAACAGCAUUGCUACCUGAACAACCUUCACUUAUUCCAGUUGAGGUGCAUGAAACUGCUGUUUACAACCACCUAAGAGAUAAUGGUCAGCUGAAUUCGUUGUUACCACAACAAGGAGCAGGCCCUCCUACCAAUUUAACUCAACCUUGGACAUUGAUGUCAGCUCCUGCUCAGUUUGCAGCGGCAGCUACAAGCCAGCAACAUCGGCAUGUGCAACAGUCUAUGUCCUCUCAUAGACUGUUAAAUAAGAGUUCUACUUCUAGUCUAAGUUUACAGUCGUCAUCAUCCAAAAAACAAGUGAAAGUCAGUAAAGAGAGAGAGAUUUCCCAUCACUUAUCUCCUGCUAGGAAACGGAUGAAAGAGAGUAAUAGCCCAAAAUGGGAGCAUUCUAGUUUGAACACUUCAUCAAAUAUGUUUAUGGCUUCUAGUAAUCAGUCAAAAACAUUACCUAAUCAAACUAUACAUUGGACAUCCCAUAACUCUAAACCUACAUUUAAAGCUAGUUCAAAGCAAAUUAACAUAGUACCUGAAAGGGAGGUUCCAAAGCCUACUAUAGUUAUUUGUGAUACUCCAAGUCCAGCAGUUAGUGUUAUUACUAUAAGUUCCGAUUCAGAAGAUGAAACUGAAGCAGUAGUUGUAAAUAAACACAAACUUCCUGUUGAUAAGAAACCUAUUAAAAGUCAUCUAGGACAAAGUGUUAACACAAUUGUUGCUACUACAUGUGACAGUGUUAUACCUCUAACACCGGACAAUCAAGGUUACUGCAACAUCAAAUAUUUUACUGAACCAGCAGAUUAUAACAAAAGUCACCCCAAAGUUUUCACUGUUGACUCAGAUUCAGAUGACCAAAACAGCCCCAACAAGUAUUCUCAAGUGGUCAUGUCCUCAAGACCUAUAAAACCAGAACCACAAAAAGAUUUAUACAGUUCGAGAGGAAACACGAGUCACAGGAGGAAACUAUUGUCUCAAGUUCCAAAUCUUUAUAGCUCUCAAUGUCAGUUGAGUAAUGGGCAGAUAGUUCAUACCAAGCAGGAGAUAAUCACUGAAGACGAUCUCACAUCUGCACAUGCUCAUGCCUCGUUAUCUGGUGUUCAGACCCAAGCAACUCCUGUUGCUCUUACAAAUGUUUCUAUGGGAGCGCCAAGUUGUUACGGAAGUCAUUCAAAGUCUCAAGACCGUCGUCUGAAGAGCCCCGUGUUUGGUACUGAUAGAAAUUUAGGUAUAAUAUUUGGACACCAACCUCGAAUAAAUGUGAAUGACCUGCUAAUUUCGACACGCUCCUCUCUUCAAGCCUCACCUGUGCCACAUAUCAGCCAGUCACUUUAUUUGGCUUCUAGUCAAACAGACAUGUAUAGGGAUCUUUCAAGACCAGCUGUAUCUUCAAAUCUAUCACAACCAACUUAUAUCUCCACUCCUUCUCAAAAAUAUAUCCUGACCGCCACUGAACAUACAGCUUCUGCCUCGUUUGCCCCUUCUCAGCUGCCGGUUCCUCCGCCUGCCCACCACCACACUAGCAGAACGGCAAUUGCUGCUGCAAUUCCAUAUACAGGAUCCAGUAGUCAUCCACUACCUGCCCACAUGCAACCAGCAACUGUUGGAGCGUCCUCAACCAUGCUACCCUCGUCUGCAGUUCCUCUGGUAUCUUUCCCAUCAAGCUCCACACAACCCGCCUCUGCCCUCUACACCUACAGCAUGAAUGACGGAAGCCCAAUCAAAUCCCAGUUCCACAUAUAUUGCUGAGUUCAGUAUUACUGUGACCUUAUAUUGGUGAAUGUGUGAUUCAAUGCAUGCUGAAUUGCAUUGAGAAAAGUGUGUGAAACUUAGAGUAAAAUCUUUUUUAUAGCUAAAUCGCUUUGAAUAUGUCAAUGGUAUUUUAGAAAUGUGUGGUGUAAAUUUAAAGGUUACUUUUGCUGUAGCUGUCUCUUCUUGUAAGCAGAUCUGCCGAGUAUCUGCUAAGCAUUGACAACAGCUUUUUUUUUAACGAAAAAAAAACACUUUUUGACGCAGCUUUAGAUUGGUUGCAAAGGAAAAAAGCUAGUCCUACAUCUCAGGAGGGACAUUUUUUUUUUGUUGUUGAUGAUAACAUUUGACCUUUGAUGUUGUUGCCUUCAAUGUUGUAUUUCGGAGAAGGUAUUUUGAAAACUGUAGGGUGUGGUUUGUACUAUAAUCACUUUCUCAAGUUUUAUGUUUUAAAAAAAUCAAUAUAUCUGAAUUAUGACUGCAUUAUGACAGAUAAUCUAAUGCACGAUUUAAUAACUGUAAAAUCAAAAGUAGUUAAUGAGGAUUGUAUAAUUGCUUUGGGAACGGGAGCUUUGAAAAUAUUUUAAAAUGUAAAAUAAUGGUAAUAAAAAUUGAAAUAGGAAUUAUAAAUUAAAAAUGUUUCAAGGAAUUAUAUUUGAAAUAUCAAUUAAGGUACACAGAAGGAAAAAAAGUAGAAUAAAAAUCGUGUCUGAAAUAGUUGGUUAAGUUAUAAAUUCUUUUAAAGGGAUUAUAGAAUAAAAAAUCUGCAAUCUCUUAAAUUCUCUAAUAUUUACAAAUGUAUAAUCAUAGCUUUUUUGCUAAUACUUGGUCAUUUCCUUAAAAUAUCUCUUAUAUAUAAAUGCAGUGAUAAUUCGAUUAAAAAAAAACACGAAAAAUAAUUAACUGUUUUAAUAAUAACUGUUUUAAGUUUCAAUAUUUACUAAAAUAGUUUUUGUACUUACAUCUUCUUUUUCCAUUCAUGCAUUAUUUGAUUUAAAUGCUAAAUUAUUUUUGUAGCAAGGUUUUUAUUAUAUAAAUAUGUAAAUAAAUUCUCAUUAAUAUUUAUUUGUGUAAUUAUUUAUAUAUUCGACCACUGAAUUGAAGAAAAAUUUCUAUGUUACUUCGAGAAUUUCCUUAAAUGUGAUAGUUUCAUGUGUUCAAAGAACUUUAUUGUUCUAUGGUUAACUGUUCAAAAAUUCUUUAUAGAUCUCCUCUUAUGCAAUUUUAAAAUACAUUCAAGUAAUGAAUUAAUUUCUGAAAUAUUUUCAUACCACUGACAUAGUCUACUCAUCGAAAUUUAUGACCUUUCUUUCCAUCGCAGUAUUAAUCUUGUGUAUGAGCUGGUGCCUUAUUAAAUCUAUAAAAAAUUAACUUCUAGCAUUUCACAAGCAAUUCUUUUAAUACUCAAAGAAAAACUUAUAAGUGUUGGUAAUGACAGCCUACUUUGUAACUUAGUAAGUUCAGAAUCGUAAGUGUUACCCUCCAAUUAUGCUGUAAUUUUCUAGACUAAUGGAUUUUAAAGUUAAGCAAUCAUAUGUGAAAAUUAUUUUAUGUUUUUUGAAAUUAUUGUAAUGAUAUAAAUUCUUCAAAACUGCAAAUUUUUUUUUUUUCUGUGGUUACAUGUUCAUGUGGUUUUGGUUUCAUGUUUAGCAGUUAAAGGGUAUUUUUUUUUGUUCUUGCAGUAUCAAUAAGAAAUACAUUGAUUUGAAUUAUUGAGCUAAGCUUUCAAAUGAAUCGCUGGUAUAAUAUAAAAUUGUAAUUACAGUUGUCUCUUAUAUGCAUAAACCACAUUUAAUCUUUUUAUUUAAAUAAUUUUUAAAAAUUAAAUUUUUUAACUUAAAGUGCGGAAUAUUUUUAUCACUCGUUGCGCAGACUACCUUUAAUAUAAUGUAAGAAAAAACUUAUAGUUUUUUAAAUUUAAUGUUCACCAUAUUUAGUGUACUCAAUUGUUGUUUAUUUGUUUUUAAUGUUUUUACCAAAUGUCUAUUUCAAACUAGUUUGGUAAAAAUUUAGGUAAAUAGACAAAAUUGUUCUCUGAUUUCAAAACAUUAAAAUGUAUCUUUGCAUAUCCCUUUAUAUGUAUCAAUAAAAAUUGUCAGGAACACUUUUUUUUAUUAUGUUAUGAAGAUGAAAUUCAAUCUAUCUUAGCUAAAACCAUUCAAUUUUACCAUUUUAAUCACAUAUUAAAAUACUUUGGAACCUACAGUGUCUAAAUCAUGGGUGAUCCGCUUUUCCGAGACCACUUAAAAAUGACUAGCACCUCAAAAAAAAAUCUUGUUCUUCAAAAAAGUUUUAAGUUUAUGGGAUAAUACUUUAUUUUUAUGCUUUGUUGUUGCCUAAGCCAAGGAAUUGGAAAUUUUUUAAGAUUCCUCAAUCUAAAUUUGUUAAGUUGGAAAUAGCAUGUUUUAUGUUCUAGAGUACAAAAGGAGUCUUAUUUUUUUUCAUAAAAGAAACAGAAAAUGCAUACUUCAAUAAAAAUUUAGAUAAAAUUCAAAUUAAUAAAUAAAUAAAGUGUUUGAUCUUCAAGUGUUACUUAUUCUUUGUCGUCCAAGAAAUGGUCUUAGUUGUAAUCCAAAAUGGACUUCAUUUCUCAAAAAAUGUAAUUCUUGUUUAAAAGACUUUGUGAUGAUCCUUUGGAUAAAGUUUGCAAAUAAUGUGAUUGCUCAUACACAAGUGCUUAAUUCAUGCAUGGAUUGCUGAAUAUAUUCCUGAGAUAUUUGGAAAUAUUUUAUAAGUUGAUUGAAAUUGAACUGCUUGUAGAAUUCAAUGUAUGUAAGGAUAUUUCAAACUAUGCAAAAUAUUUUGAUAGUAAUAUACUCUAGUUCUUUAUUAUUUCAAUUUUUAUAUGAAUUGCAUAAAUUUGUAUGCUAAUUUUUACAAUACUAUGCAAAUGAAUACGAAAAUAACUGUCAAUAAAAUAAUUGUUAAUGAAAUGAAUCAGCUAUAUAUCAUAUGGAAAAUAUGUAUUUAUUUUUGACUGCAGCAAUGAAAAUGGUUAAGAUGGGAAAUAUAUUGUUUCAAAUACCAUCAUUAUUAUUAGAAUUACUUUCUUUAAUUAUAGAAAAAGAUAUCUGGGGCUUAAUAGUAAAGACAUAAGAAACUGGCAAAUACAGUAAAAUACUAAUUAUAUGUUUUCAUCUUAUCAAAAAUUUAAAGAUGAGAACUGGAAACUUUUAAGAAAAGUUACCUUUUUAAGGUAUUUUUAACUUAGAAACGAAAUGUAUCUGUUGCGAUAUUAUCAUUUUAAAGACAUUAAUUGCUUUCUUUGUUUAAUUUAGUAGUUAUUACAUUUUAAUUUUUCUAUAUUGUAAAUUGCAAUUAGAAAUCAUUAAUACACAGAUCUUGUAAAUAUUGUUUUUUUUUUCUGAAAUUAAUAACUUGCUUAUCAGAAUUCUUUUGUUAUCUCAGCUUAGAUAAAGCAUGUAAUUUUCUUUAUCUGACCUCUUUCUGUAAUGUGCUAACCUUGCUAUUAAUCAGAUUUAAAAAAAAAAAUUUUUUUUUUUUAAUUAAAAUAAUUUUGUAAAAGAAAUAAUAAUGGAGAAUAAUGGAAGUUGUGUGAAUUAUAACUAAAGUUAUUUUACAUUAAAUUGAACAGAAAUAAUGAUUUAUAUAACAGAAAACAUAUAAAUGGUGUUUUAUUGUUUAUAAAAAUACUUUUAAAAAAAAGAUUAUUAAUUUUGUAGCCUUCAAGUUAUUCAUAUAUACAACUAACUAAUCCUUAUGUAUUUUAAAAAAUUCAUCUAAAAUAUUAAAAAAUAUUUUUGUGCUGUAAAUAAUAUGAAGAAUUAUUUACUUUCUUAUUUUCGAAAUUAAAGUUUGAGAUUGUUUUUUUUUUAUUUUUUUUAUUUUAUCCAUCUAUUCUUACAUAUGUAAGCUUACUCAAAAGCUUUAAUAGUGUUUUUUUCUUGACAAUUUUUAAUGAUUAUAUGAAGAAUUUUAAUGAUUGUCUGACUUUUUUGUAAGAAAAUAGUAUAUUAAGAAUAACUAUGCAAGUUGUAUAAAUUAGUUAUUGAUUUUAUUUGUUCUAAUAGUUCUCUUUCUAUUGUAGAAUACAUAUUAAUGGCUUUGUAUUCUUUAAUCUUAUUAUUCUUUCUGUAAUACUCUUGUUAUGUAUGUUUAGUUGUAGGAUAUUCUUUUUAUUGAAACAUAAAAUAUAUUUUAUUCGUCACUAUUUAGUUGCAUUUUUAUAUGUUUCAAAGAAUGUAGUAUUUGAUUUAACUAAACUAGUCUCACAACACAACCUAUUCACCUCUAUACUAGAUUUCUAGUUGUAUGUUUAAUCAUGUAUUUAACCAUAUAUAUGGUUUCACCUAUGUAUUUCAGCUUUUAGGUUAUUUAUAUUUUAAGAGGGUCUUCAAUUGUCUUUUUUGCUACAUGGUUUAUGCUUUUUUUGAAAAAUAUUUUGUGAGAGAAAUAGUAAUGUUAAAACAUUGAAAUAGCAAGAAACCUAUUUUCAAUUUUGAUUAAAAUUUUUAAUAGAAAGUGUUAAAAGAUUUUUUGGUUUUCUGAGGUUGAAAUUUUCGAUUUUAUAUCAAUUAAUAUUUAAUUACUCUGAAUUUAUUAACUAUAUUAAUUAGUUUUAAUUGAAGGGUGAAUGUGUAUAAUAUAUUAGAUUUUUAUUAUCCAAAUAAAAUAAUUUUAAAAGGAAUGAUUCUAAAAAAAGAAAGAAAAGCAAAUCAAGAACUUUGACUGAUUCUUUAAAUACAACCAUUAUGCUUUUGGUAGCAGGUUAUUAAUUGAAGACCCUAUAUUUUUUUAAAAAAAAAAACUUCAUCUUAAUAUUUUUUUAUUUCAUUGCUCUUGUAUAGAAUUUCAUCUUUUGUCCUGUAGUAUUUCAUGCCUUAUUUAUAUUCGUAUAUUUAUUGAUGAAUUCAUAUAUAAAUUAUUGAUGUUAAAUGAAAUUAAAUAUAUUUGCUUUAUUUAGUUCCUGUAAACUACGAUUCUUUUAUGUAUAUCCUCAAUUUAUGAAAUUAUAUCGAGGUUUCAAUACAAUUUAAUCAUGGCUUGAUUGGUGGAGUGUUGUGAAGUUGUAUGAAUAUCCGGUAUUUUAUUUUUUUUUAAAUUAAAAUAACUCUUCAGCUUUUUAUUAUUAAUACUAUGUUACAGUUUAUAUGAAAUGAAAUCAUUCCAUUUAUAUGUAACUAACUAUAUUUAACUUAAUUUGCUGUAAUUUUUCUGUGCCAAAAUAUACUUUUAGUAUUGACUAAAGGGGGAAAAACAUGUUUAAAAGAGUGUUUUAUUUUUAUUUUUUGGCAAGCUUUAUGAAAACCCUUUUUAAUUUAGUAUCUCAUAAACAAACAUGUAUGUAAUUUCUUCUCCCAUUUAUAAUUUAUUGUAUCGGAAUAAAAAUCCCCCUUAUUCUAGGUUUAAAUGGUUUAUCACUCUUCAGUAUAGAAUAUUUAGUAUAAAAAUGUGUUUAUAUAUUUCUUAUUUUCAGAGUAUUAUUUUCAUUUAUCUUGACUUAUAUAAACAUGAAAAUAAAAUAAAAAUUUAAAAAAAUGAAGAAAAAAAAUUUCAAAAUUUUACAUCAUUAUAUUGUGUGUUUGAAAUAUAGCUAUUGUAAUUGCAGGUGAUGGCGAUAUUAGGUAUGUGAUGUAUUUUCUCACACAUUUUUCUCUGCCUAAAUGAUGAGAUACAUGCUUCAAAUGUUGUGCACAUUUUUAUAGGUAAUAGUGGUCUACCAGUUAUAGAGGAAAAUAACAAAUUGAAUCCAGUGUACCUAAUUCUAUAUUGUUCUUGAUUAGUGUAAAUUUUGUAAAGCAAACAAUGAAAUAAUAGGCAAUUUGUUAAAUAAAUUCUCAAAAAUUUC